Molecule: messenger RNA, 1641 nt
Organism: Aureobasidium musti
Lineage: Eukaryota; Fungi; Ascomycota; Dothideomycetes; Dothideales; Saccotheciaceae
Source: the annotation of a GenBank genome assembly
AUGAGACCUGCAUUGAUAGCUGCUGUGUGCGUCGCCACCAUUGGUGUUACAGGUCAACAACAAUUUCUCGGCCAACAAUCCGCACCACCAAACAUAGUCUUCAUCUUGACCGAUGACCAAGAUGUCCACCUCUCCUCUCUUGAUUACAUGCCACUGGUGAGAAAGCACUUGCUCGACAAGGGAACCUAUUAUGAUAAACAUUACUGCACCACUUCUGUCUGCUGCCCCUCUCGUGUGACUGCGUUUACCGGCAAAGCUGCACAUAACACGAACAUUACAGACGUCAACCCACCCUACGGCGGUUACCCUAAGUUUGUCAAACAAGGCUUCAACUCAGCAUACCUACCUGUUUGGCUACAAGAGGCUGGAUACAACGUCUACUACACUGGCAAGUUGUUCAAUGCACACAGUGUGGACAAUUAUGAUGCGCCAUACCCAGCUGGUUUUACAAGCCAUAGCCAUGAAGGCGAAUAUGUUACAGACGUGCUAGCUCAGAAGGCAUACGGACUCCUCGAUGAAGCUGUGAUUGCGGAAAAGCCGUUCUUCCUCAUCAUCGCACCGAGUGCUCCACAUGCCGAUAUUCAGAACAACAGCGGUUCACUCACCUUUGGCGCCCCUGUUUCGGCACCCAGACAUGCAAAUCUAUUCAAAGACGUCCAAGUGCCCAGAACAGUAAAUUUCAACCCAAAGCAACCCUCAGGCGCAAAUUGGAUCCGCUCGCUCGAAAGACAAAACGCCACGAAUGUAGACUGGAACGACCAUUUCUAUCGUCAGCGCCUGCGUGCUCUACAAGCCGUCGACGAAAUGGUCGAUAAUUUGUUCUCACGCCUAGAGUCGCACGAUCUACUCCAGAACACAUAUGUCAUUUACAGCAGUGACAACGGCUUUCACAUUGGGAAUCAUCGUAUGCAGCCUGGAAAGUCUACAGGUUGCGAGGAGGACAUCAACGUCCCUCUGAUCAUUCGCGGUCCAAAUGUCGCUCACAACCAAACUACGCAACUCGUAACCAGCCAUACAGACAUUGCAGCCACGGUCUUUUCCCUUCUGGAUAUACCCUUGCGCGAGGACUUUGAUGGUACGCCCAUUCCUGUGACCAAAAGCGCCAUUGAAGCGGAAGAAAUGAGAAGACGCGAGCACGUCCAGGUCGAAUAUUGGGGGUUUGCAGGUGGAGAAGGGAUCUACGAUCGCAGGCUACACCAAAACAACACUUUCAAAGGCAUCAGAAUCGUGGCAGAGGAAUAUAACCUGUACUAUCAGAUUUGGUGUACCAACGAACACGAGCUCUAUGAUAUGAGUAACGAUCCAGGACAGAUGGCAAAUCUGCUAGAAGACGGUGCAACAGCGGACGCAGUGUUUGGGUAUCCGAUUCGAAAAGUGGUGCAGAGACUGGAUGCACUACUAAUGGUGCAGAAGUCUUGCAAGGGGCAANCUUGCAGAGAACCUUGGGGAUCUCUGCAUCCGAAUGGUUCUGUGCAAAGUCUGAGAGAUGCAAUGGCCGAGCGAUAUGAUGGUUUCUACGAAAGCCAGAUCAAGGUGCAGUGGAACUAUUGUCACAAUGGCUAUGUGCCCGAGGCCGAAGGGCCAAUGUUUGAAGAUGAAGGAUCAGUGUUCGAUUACCAAGAAUUCAUGUGGCCCGACUGG